Messenger RNA from Alligator sinensis (Chinese alligator), 1013 nucleotides. RefSeq names its product solute carrier family 25 member 35 (gene SLC25A35). The transcript has 5 exons. NCBI's taxonomy places the organism in Eukaryota, Metazoa, Chordata, Crocodylia, Alligatoridae. The coding region runs from base 21 to 575 and encodes 184 amino acids. The record is from RefSeq and is a predicted model, not a curated record.
UGGCAGGGGUGCUGGGGGCCAUGGCUGGCAGCCCCCUCUACCUGGUGAAGACACACAUCCAGGCACAGUCAGCUGCAGAGAUUGCUGUGGGGCACCAGCACCAGCACCGGGGCAUGGUGCAGGCGCUGAGGCAGAUCUGGCGGGCACAGGGUGUGGCUGGACUGUGGCGUGGGGCAGGCUCAGCGGUGCCACGUGUGGCCGUGGGUUCAGCCACACAGCUCAGCACCUUCUCAUCUGCCAAGGAUAUUGUCGACCAGCUCGCGGUCUUCCCAGCGGGUGGCUGGCGGGUGGCACUGGUGGCCGGCAUGAGCAGCAGCGUGGCUGUGGCCGUGGCCAUGACGCCCUUCGACGUGGUCAGCACCCGGCUCUACAACCAGCCCGUCGGGCCGCGCGGAGAGGGGCUACUGUACCGGGGCGUGGCUGACUGUUUCGCCCGCACCAUGCGCGCUGAGGGCAUCCUGGGCCUCUACAAGGGCCUCGGGGCCUGCUACUUCCGCAUGGGGCCCCACACAGUGCUGAGCCUCCUCUUCUGGGACCAGCUGCGCCGGCUCUGGGCCUGCUAUGGCCAGCGGUGACCCGGGGCUGGGCCCCGCCUGUGUCAGUGAUGGGCGCAGGCUCCCUGCACGCUGCGGCGGGGCCAUCUGCAGCCCCCACCUCCGCUCCAUCGACUGCGAGACCAGCCUGGGGUCAUGCCCCCAGUCUUACCCGUGCCCCCACUCCUGACCACAGCCCCCCAUUGGUGCCCCUCACUGCCACCCCACACACCCCACGUGGGGUCCCACUGGUGCCCCUCCCUCCUGACCCACAGCCCCACCUGUGGGCCCACUGGUGCCCCUCACUCCUGCCCUGCAUGCCCUCCCUCCAACCAGCAGCCGCCCCCAGGAACCCCACUGGUGUCCCUCACUCCCGACCUUCCCCUGCCACCUGGGGCCCCCCACUGGUACCCCUCACGCGCCCCGCAGCUCCCUGCCCCCUCCCCGGCGCCUGCUGUAACGAGCUGAAUAGAAGCUGAA